UGCAUCAUGACCCUGGAGGCGAUCCGCUACUCGCGGGGCUCCCUGCAGAUCCUCGACCAGCUCUCGCUGCCCCAGCAGAGCCGCUACGAGGCGGUGAGCUCAGUGCGCCAGGCCUGGGAGGCCAUCCACGCCAUGAAGGUUCGCGGCGCCCCGGCCAUCGCCCUCGUCGGCUGCCUCAGCCUCGCCGUGGAACUGCAGGCGGGCGCCGGGGGCCCCGGGCCCACCGAGCUCGCGACCUUUGUGCGCGAAUCGCUGAACUUCCUCGUUACCGCCCGACCCACCGCUGUCAACAUGGCCCGAGCCGCCCGCGACCUGGCCGACGCUGCUGCGCGGGAGGCUGAACGAGAGGACGCCACGGGGCCCGCAGUCCGGGAGAGGGUGAUCCGCUAUGCUGAGGACAUGCUGGAGAAGGACCUCAAGGACAAUCAGAGCAUUGGAGACCUGGGAGCCCACCAUCUUCUGGAGCGAGCAGCGCCUGGAGGGGGCAAGGUGACCGUGCUGACCCACUGUAACACCGGUGCUCUGGCCACCGCUGGCUACGGCACAGCCCUGGGGGUGAUCCGUUCGCUGCACCGCCUGGGCCGCCUGGAGCACGCCUUCUGCACGGAGACCCGGCCCUACAACCAGGGAGCCAGGCUGACAGCCUUCGAGCUGGUGUACGAGCAGAUCCCUGCCACCCUCAUCACAGACAGCAUGGCGGCUGCGGCCAUGGUGCACAGGGGCGUGUCAGCCGUCGUCGUGGGAGCGGAUCGUGUGGUUGCCAAUGGUGACACAGCCAACAAGGUGGGCACCUACCAGCUGGCCAUCGCUGCCAAACACCAUGGCAUCCCCUUCUACGUGGCUGCCCCCAGUUCCUCGUGUGACCUCCACCUGGAGACGGGCCAGGAGAUUGUCAUCGAGGAGCGGCCAGGCCAGGAGCUGACCGACAUCAAUGGGGUCAGGAUCGCAGCACCCGGGAUUGGGGUUUGGAAUCCUGCCUUCGAUGUCACCCCGCACCACCUCAUCACUGGAGGCAUCAUCACAGAACUGGGCGUCUUUGCCCCUGAAGAGCUCCGAGCAGCCCUAAGCUCCUCUGUCUCCUGACAAGGGACCUGGAAAGACCCACUGUGGCUCCCCUUCUCAUUCGCAAACGCCCUUGGUUUAUAA
Messenger RNA from Elephantulus edwardii (Cape elephant shrew), 1146 nucleotides. It is a transcript of the gene MRI1, whose product is annotated as methylthioribose-1-phosphate isomerase 1. The record is from RefSeq and is a predicted model, not a curated record. The transcript is spliced from 6 exons. Gene Ontology annotation, molecular function: S-methyl-5-thioribose-1-phosphate isomerase activity. Lineage: Eukaryota; Metazoa; Chordata; Mammalia; Macroscelidea; Macroscelididae.